CUUAACAUAUUCCAAAGCAUCUACUCCCGCAUAUAUAUUUUUCUCUGAUUCUUUCUGUGCGUUUGUGUGUGCGUGUGCGUGUGUUGCUUUUGUUGCUAGAAGAAACUCAAAACAGUGAAACAGCGCCUCCACCGCUAACCACUACCAACCACUAUACCAUCAUGUGUGUGAAGGACGGAGAGCAAUUUGACCAGGAGUUCGACAGUCUGGAAAACAACAACAAGAGGCCAGUGCCUUUGCAUUGUGAACUGUUGCGUACCCAGAUGGAGAACUGGGAAAAGGAAUCUCCUUUGAUGACUUCAACUGCUCCAAUCAGUCCUGAAAGAUCAUUUCCUCUGGAAAGCAUUUGUGAGGAUGCAGUAGCUGUGGACAGAAAACAGAAACUGUUGAACUUUGUCCCUGUCCUUAGUUCAGGAGAGUGGUCUGAUAUAGGGGGCCGUUCCUAUAUGGAGGAUACCCACAUCUGCAUUGGUGAUUUGGCUAAGAAAUUUGGUUAUAAUUUACUCUCUGAUGAAGUUGUCUCCUUCUAUGGUGUAUUUGAUGGGCAUGGAGGAAAGGGAGCAGCACAAUUUGUCCGUGACCAUUUGCCAAGAGUCAUUGUUGAAGAUCCCGAUUUCCCUUUAGAACUUGAGAAGGUGGUUACAAGGUCAUUUAUGGAGACCGAUGCUGCAUUUGCAAGGACUUGCUCUCUUGAGUCUGCCCUCUCUUCUGGCACAACUGCUCUGACUGCAAUGAUAUUUGGGAGGUCCUUACUUGUAGCCAAUGCCGGGGACUGUCGGGCGGUGUUGUCACGACACGGAAUUGCUGCAGAAAUGUCAAAAGAUCACAGGCCGGAUUGCUCAAAAGAAAAGACAAGGAUUGAGUCCUUGGGUGGAUAUAUUGACGAUGGUUACCUCAAUGGUGAGUUGGGUGUGACACGGGCAUUAGGUGAUUGGCACCUUGAAGGAAUGAAAGGUAUGGGUGAAAGGGUUGGGCCAUUGAGUGCUGAACCAGAACUCAAAUUGGUGACAUUAACCAAGGAAGAUGAGUUUUUGAUAAUUGGCAGUGAUGGAAUAUGGGAUGUGUUUUCCAGUCAAAAUUCUGUAGAUUUUGCUCGGAGGAGACUCCAAGAGCACAAUGAUGUGAAGUUGUGCUGCAAACAAAUAGUGGAGGAAGCAAUAAAGCGGGGAGCGACAGAUAAUCUGACGGUUGUGAUGGUAAAUUUUCAGACGGAGCCACCUCCCCAAGUGGUGGUACAAAAGACCAGAGUGAGGAGAAGCAUAUCUGCAGAAGGCCUCCAGAGUCUCAAAUGCCUGGUAGAAGGCUAAUUUUGUUCUGGCAGGGAAAGGGUAAUACUUUGUGGUUUCAUUAGCUAUUUGAUCUCGUCUCUGUGUAUAUAUAUAUUCUUCCGGGAAUUGAGAACUGCCUUUUUCCUUUACCUCAUAUUAAUUGAUUCCCCAUUUAUCUCCUGAGAAGAAGGCAGGAAAGAGAAGAAGAUUUGAAAUCCAACUUGUAAACAGAUUGAAUUUAGCAUUGUACCAUUGUUAAUUCAAUGUAUACCAAAACUACGAAUGUCAUUUUGUCUUUGAUCAAAGCGAGAUCUUACUUGG
Corylus avellana is the source of this 1589-nucleotide messenger RNA. The record is from RefSeq and is a predicted model, not a curated record. Lineage: Eukaryota; Viridiplantae; Streptophyta; Magnoliopsida; Fagales; Betulaceae.